This is a messenger RNA of Paracoccidioides brasiliensis Pb18, 393 nucleotides long. RefSeq lists its product as uncharacterized. Bases 1 to 393 code for a protein of 130 amino acids. The record is from RefSeq and is a predicted model, not a curated record. The transcript has 2 exons.
AUGACUGCUUGCUCUUUAGCAGGAACAACAGCCUCUCAGCCUGGCCGAAUACCGCCCCCAUAUCAUGGGAGCAACCUGGCUCCUCGGCUGGGCAUCCCCCUUAUCCGAUCGUUUGAGGACUCUGCAGAAAAAGAGAGAAUUCGUCGUCCUUGUCGGCGAGCUGAAAAAAAAAUGGUAGAUGAUCAAGGUUCGGCGUAUUGCAUAGGAAAUGCAACGCUGGUGAUCCAGCUAGAUAAAAUCUGGCCUGGGAGGGUGAAGAAUAAACCAUCGUUGAACUCUCAUGGACAUCGCUCGCCACCCCUAGCCGUUGUCGGGAAACUGGAGGCGCUAUACCUCCAACGUCAACGUUACUCGGCUGCCGUCGUUACGGCAGAGGGAGGAAGUGGUAUUUAG